AUGGCGGCCGGUGGUUGGACUUCGGCCCUGUACAUAGACGAGAGAGCCGACGAGUCGCAGAGGGCGGCGCUCGAGCAGAUCCUGUCGGGCGAUAUGGGCGGACCUGCCGAACGGUGGCGCGCCAUGACCGAGAACUUUAUGGGCAUUGGCUACGUACCCAUCGACUUUCGGGUUGACGGCAAGGUCCAUUCGGUGAACGUCCCAGGGGUGAUGGAUUUCAGCGUCGAGCCGAUCCAGAUCCCAGGCCGGGACGACGCUAUGCUGUUGUCCAACACCGGGCACGGGGUCAACCGCGACCUGUACUUGGCCCGCGGCGUUCGCGCCGAGUACACCGACCACGGCAUGGUCUGGGACAACACCGGCAAAAACGGCCACUACGCUCCAUUUCAAUGGAGUUUUCCGUAG
This is a messenger RNA of Geodia barretti, 405 nucleotides long. Lineage: Eukaryota; Metazoa; Porifera; Demospongiae; Tetractinellida; Geodiidae. The record is from the annotation of a GenBank genome assembly.